GAUCUUAUUAUCUGGUGGAAUUAUUGAUUUUCGCAAUGGCAAGCCUACUGUAAAUAAGAAUGACAAUUGGAAACAAAACAUAACCAACAAUUGUCGAUACGUAUAUGAAAAUAGGAAAUAAUUUUGUAAGUGAUGGAUUGUGAUAAUGAGAUGUUAGAGAAGAUUCUGAAGAAGGUGAACGGCGUGGUCAAAGAGGACAACGAAAUAAGGGAGUUUACGUUGAUUCCAAGCGUUGGAAAGGAUCGAAACGUAUCGCCAAUAAAUUACGUGUGGGAGGAGCACGCUUUGGGCUUGGAGACUUGGUGUGCAGGAUUGCUGUUUGGUUACGCACAGAAGCAGAUCUUCAAGUGGAGAUGUCGAAAGGAUCAUGACACGCUCAACGAUUACCUGGUCAUUGCCCUACUGAUAAAUCCCGAAGUUCGAACAUUUUGGAACAUAAAACGCGAGCUGCUGGAUGGAAAUCUACUGGACUGCAGCACUGAGUUGCGAUUCAGUAGGCUGGUGCUCAGUUGGAAGCCGAAAUCGUACGAGGCGUACAGUUAUCGUAUCGCUAUUUUCAAAAAGAUUGGUCACGCGAAGAUGGACUUUCGGGAGGAAUCUGAUUUGUUGGAUUCGGUGACGAGGAACACGCCGAACAAUUACCACGCGUGGAAUCAUCGCAUCUGGUGUUUCGAGAAUUACAUGUUGGUGUACGAGACGGACGCUCUGAGCAGGGAGCUGCGGUUCAGCGAGGAUUGGAUCAAGACGCACGUGUCGGAGCACACGGGUUUUCACUACAGGCAGCACGUGAUCGAUAGCUUGAAGGGGCACAAGCUGAAGGAGAUCGACGAGUACAGUAAGUUAGUUUUAAAUUGCGACAGCGGUUGUACGGCGCAGCAUCAGAUCCUGUAUCUGCUGAUAUACGAGCUUCACAAGGUGCUGCCUGAUCUGCACCAUCAUUUCCCGGGUCACGAAUCUAUUUGGUACCAUAGGAAGUACGUGGUGCACACCAUGCACGCCCACCUGUGCCAGAUCCACAGCGUCGAUCGUGACAUUCCCCAAUUCGAGUUCAAUGGGGCGGCGAAACUUUUGGAUGGCGUGGCGAGGAGCUGCAGGAACGGCGUGCGGUGUCUCAAGGAGGAACAGAUGCAGUCCACAAACUUGUACAAGCGGCUGGUGCUUAACGAAAGGGAGUUCCUGGAUGGUGACUUUAAGGACGAGGAUGUUCGAUUGUCUCGAAAUUACAGGAUGUGGUUGAGGUGUAUCGUCGGUAUAAUCGUUUGAUAUACGCAACCAACAGAACGAGUUUCUAAUCGAAACGAAAUUUAAUUUAUAUUGCGCUGUGUUUUCACCAAUGACAAGCAAAACUUAUAUUACAACAUAUUUGUUUGUUUGAUUUAUCCCAAAGUUAAGAUCCUCGAUAAUCCGCAACAAUUAAAUCAGGAUCAGGAGCACAAAAGAAAUUCAGAUUUUUAAGGGUGAUGUUUUCUUUUUAUUAAAACACAGAUUGCCAAAUGGAUUUGAA
Molecule: messenger RNA, 1504 nt
Organism: Nicrophorus vespilloides
Lineage: Eukaryota; Metazoa; Arthropoda; Insecta; Coleoptera; Silphidae
Gene: temp
Product: protein prenyltransferase alpha subunit repeat-containing protein 1
Exons: 2
Coding region: 133-1263 (376 amino acids)
Biological process (GO): protein prenylation
Cellular component (GO): cytoplasm
Molecular function (GO): protein prenyltransferase activity
Source: RefSeq, a predicted model, not a curated record